AUGGGGUUUGCCCCUCUGUGGAUUAGAUGGAUGCAUGGUUGCCUUUCCUCUGUGUCUUACUCUUUCAAUGUUAAUGGUGUUAAGCGAGGGUAUGUAAGUCCUUCUAGAGAGAUUAGGCAAGGAGAUCCCCUUUCCCCGUGCCUGUUUCUGUUCUGUGCUGAAGAGCUCUCUAACCUCCUAAAUAAUGCUAUCAGAAACAAACAAAUUACAGGAGUUAAAAUUGCAAAACAAGGCCCAUCUGUUUCCCAUCUAUUUUUUGCUGAUGAUUCCCUUAUUUUUUGUAAAGCUAAUGGUGAUGAAGCAGGACAUAUAAAGGAAAUCUUAGAGUGCUAUGAAAAAGCAUCUGGACAACAAGUUAACAUUAACAAAUCAGCAAUCUUUUUCAGCAAAAACACAGGCAGUAGAAAGAAGGAGGAGAUGCUGCAGAAGUUAGGAGGAAUCCAACAGGUUUCACAAGAAAAGUACUUGGGCUUACCUUUAGUUGUUGGAAGGUCCAAAAACAGUGUGUUCAGGUUCAUUAAAGAAAAUAUGAUGGCUAGAAUCCAGAAUUGGAAAGGUAAACUUCUGAGUAAUGCAGGGAAAGAUGUUCUGCUCAAAUCAGUAGCUCUUGCAGUCCCAUCCUAUGCUAUGUCAGUGUUCAAACUAUCAAAGAGCCUAUGCAAAGAGUUAAGUGGGAUAAUGGCCAGAUUCUGGUAG
Molecule: messenger RNA, 696 nt
Organism: Coffea arabica (coffee)
Lineage: Eukaryota; Viridiplantae; Streptophyta; Magnoliopsida; Gentianales; Rubiaceae
Source: RefSeq, a predicted model, not a curated record